Procambarus clarkii (red swamp crayfish) is the source of this 852-nucleotide messenger RNA. The record is from RefSeq and is a predicted model, not a curated record. NCBI's taxonomy places the organism in Eukaryota, Metazoa, Arthropoda, Malacostraca, Decapoda, Cambaridae.
AUGACAAGUGUCAGAGAGAACGAGAGUGCCAGAGAGAACGAGAGUGCCAGAGAGAACGAGAGUGCCAGAGAGGACGAGAGUGCCAGAGAGGACGAGAGUGCCAGGGAGGACGAGAGUGCCAGAGAGGACGAGAGUGCCAGAGAGGACGAGAGUGCCAGAGAGAACGAGAGUGCCAGAGAGGACGAGAGUGCCAGAGAGAACGAGAGUGCCAGGGUGGACAAGAGUGCCAGAGAGAACGAGAGUGCCAGAGAGAACGAGAGUGCCAGAGAGAACGAGUGCCAGAGAGAACGAGAGUGCCAGAGAGGACGAGAGUGCCAGAGAGGACGAGAGUGCCAGAGAGAACGAGAGUGCCAGAGAGGACGAGAGUGCCAGAGAGGACGAGAGUGCCAGAGAGAACGAGAGUGCCAGAGAGGACGAGAGUGCCAGGGUGAACGAGAGUGCCAGAGAGGACGAGAGUGCCAGAGAGAACGAGAGUGCCAGAGAGGACGAGAGUGCCAGAGAGAACGAGAGUGCCAGAGAGGACGAGAGUGCCAGGGUGAACGAGAGUGCCAGAGAGGACGAGAGUGCCAGAGAGGACGAGAGUGCCAGAGAGAACGAGAGUGCCAGAGAGGACGAGAGUGCCAGGGUGAACGAGAGUGCCAGAGAGGACGAGAGUGCCAGGGUGAACGAGAGUGCCAGAGAGGACGAGAGUGCCAGGGUGAACGAGAGUGCCAGAGAGGACAGACCACAUAUGAACAAAGUAUAAAACAAAGGGGAAGGAAGUGGUCAAUCAAAGAGGUCAGACUCGGGUUGUUGUGGUCGGUUAAAAUCCCGUACCAACACACACACCACGUACAUGCUGGCCACUUGUAA